Molecule: messenger RNA, 1785 nt
Organism: Stereum hirsutum FP-91666 SS1
Lineage: Eukaryota; Fungi; Basidiomycota; Agaricomycetes; Russulales; Stereaceae
Exons: 5
Coding region: 1-1785 (594 amino acids)
Source: RefSeq, a predicted model, not a curated record
AUGUCAGACGUAGAAUCGGUCGAAAGCCUCGAAGAAGAGCGGGAAAAACUGUCCUCUUUCAUAACUUUCGCUUCCGCCGCUUUACAGUCACGGCGACCAGACCCGCCGGCGGUAGCCAAGGACCACUCCAACCAAACCCUCCGCAUCCUACAGCAUGUUACUACCCUUUUGAACACCGGAAAUAUUCAUAGAAACAACUCCUCUCGUACCAUUACUAUAACGGCGAAUGUCCGGCGCCAGUUCAUCGACGUUCUCAUUGUCGCUAGUGAGGAUGCAGGCGAGAAAGCAUCUUCGUGGCCGAUAUCAUUGAAACAGCUAAUACCGACGGCGAGUGGCAAGGAGUUCCUCAAACGAUGGUCGGAGCCGGAACUAGAGUACGCCUUACUCAACACGUUCUCGCUGAUCAGAACCAAGUAUAUCGAAGCCACGGAGGCACGUAUCGACCACACCAAUUGUUACCUAUACAUCAUCAACCAUGCAUUUCGUAAGAUUGCGGCACGCAUUCUCAAAGGCGGGCAGAUCUGGGAGAAACACCCUAUGGAUACGCUUGCAGGUUACGGCGUAUCUGACCUCUGCGAACGACUUAGUUUACCCAAAGCGAUUGAAGCCUCCGAUAUCAUACAUGGCUGGCUCAGAGAUCACUACAAUGUUCUCCCUCUGGACCAAGGGACGCCUGCCGCUAGCUCCAGAUACGCUACCUAUCUAGUGACUGCAGACACUGUCGGCCAAUGGAUCAAAGCUCUUACGAACACCUUCGCUAGCCUGAGAGGCGUUUUUGUCACUGACGAAAACUGUAUAAAGGAACCCGCAGAGAACGAGCGGAGAUGUGUCGAGGGUCUUAAGCAUCUGCUUAUAUUUCAGGCAUUGUUACGGUGCCACAUCCUCGAUUUUCUCCUGUCCGAUGGAACUCUUGCGGCAAAAAUGGGGAUGAAACCAUUUGGACAAGUGAAAGCUGCGGACCUCGGUCGGUUUGGGCCUGGUGGAGAAGCGACCAACGAAGACGAAGACCAUGUAUUCGCCGACGAUCUUAUGUCCGCCACAUCACGCAAUCCCAUUAUCCACUACUUAAAUUCAAUCGUCGCAUGGCCCGCGGCCGUAGAAUGUCUUCAAGUUGUCGGCAAAUCCAUUCCAUUACCUAUACGCGCACAUAUUAUCACUGUUCCUCAUUCUGUCGCCUCCACCACUGACGGUCUCGCGACCGAAUUCAAGGCCCGAAUCCUAAAAGACACUCGCUUGCGGCAUCUGGAUCAAGCUUUGUUGAGCACCGCUCUAGACGAUCGUCUGAGGAACCGAUCCGAGGAAUCAACGAUACAUGCGGAAGCAGUCAUGAUGACUCUUUCUCGCUCGUUCUCGUGGACCGACGUCUCAAAGGAGUCACAAAUGCAACUGGGUAUUGACGAAAACGGACGAAACAAACUUCUUGAUAUGUUUCAGGCUGAGCAGACUCCGAUAGCCGUCAGCAAGAGAUGCUGCUGGUGCUGUUGGCAGCUAUAUCAAUACUAUCAACCCGCCUACCUAAGACACCCACCAGGCGUCUGUCCUCCUCCCAAACUCCUACUUUUCGGGACCCACUCGACAAUACAUCAAUGGUCUCCACCGCAUUUCGGAGUCCCGAUAGACUUCCUUCGCAAACUAGCCUAUGGACUGGAGAGGAUAUUGGUUGAUAAUCUCAAGGAGGAAGCCGAACUGGAUAGUGACAAUCCCGAGCCAUCGUCGCCAGACGAUUUCUUCCUCUGUACGACACUAGACGAUCUUGACAAAUUUCUCGAAGAUUGUGAGGAGUAG